Oryza sativa Japonica Group (Japanese rice) is the source of this 2284-nucleotide messenger RNA. RefSeq names its product ubiquitin C-terminal hydrolase 22. The record is from RefSeq and is a predicted model, not a curated record. Gene Ontology annotation, molecular function: cysteine-type deubiquitinase activity; zinc ion binding. Gene Ontology annotation, biological process: protein deubiquitination. NCBI's taxonomy places the organism in Eukaryota, Viridiplantae, Streptophyta, Magnoliopsida, Poales, Poaceae.
ACAUUCCCCGCCCCGAUGACCACCCCGUCCGCGCCGCCGCCGUGCCCGCACCUCGCCGCGUACCGCCACACCACGCGCUCCACUCCGCUUCACUCCAGCCAGCUGCACUCCGCGUCACAGCCCGCUCGGCACGCCCCGAGAUCCGCCGCGAGCACUCGCGAGCUCCCCCGCUGCUCCCCCUGCUCCUCCCCCACCUCCUCCUCGUCCCGCACUCUACGCCUGCACUCUCACUGCGCCGCCGUCUUCUGCCCCACCAACGCCGCCUCCAACGCCUCCGCCUCAACAUCCGGCGGCCACCAGAUCGCCGUCGACGUCGACCGCGCCGAGCUCUUCUGCGGGGCGUGCGGGGAUCAGGUCUACGAUCCGGACUUCGACCACGCCGUCGUCCUCGCCAAGUCCUCCUCCCUCCUCCCAUCGGCAUCCGCUUCCCCCUCCCCUUCCCCCGCCGCGCCCCGCAAGCGCCGCCGCGUCGAGUACCGCGCCUGGGCACCAGAUCCGGCCGAAUUCGCGCUCAUCAGCUCCGCCGAUCCCACCACCUCCGCAUCCGCCGCCGCGCCCGCGGGGCUCCGCGGGCUCAACAACCUAGGCAACACGUGCUUCAUGAACUCCGUGCUCCAGGCUCUGCUACACGCGCCGCCGCUCCGGAACUACUUCCUCGGCGAUCGGCACAACCGCUACCUCUGCCCGCGCCAGACGCCCAUGAGGCGCCGUUCCGCCGAGGCAAACGACAAGGCGGCGUGCCUGGCGUGCGAUCUCGACGAGAUCUACUCCGCCGCCUUUUCCGGGGAGCGCACGCCCUACAGCCCCGCCAAAUUCCUCUAUAGCUGGUGGCAGCAUGCAUCAAAUCUUGCGAGCUACGAGCAACAGGAUGCACAUGAAUUUUUUAUCUCCAUCCUUGACCAUAUCCAUGAAAAUAUAAAGGAUGAUCAACACAAAUCACUUGCCCAAGGCCAUGGAGAUUGUUGCAUUGCACACAGGGUAUUUUCUGGCAUCUUGAGAUCAGAUGUCACCUGCACACAUUGUGGGUUCACAUCAACAACUUUUGAACCCUGUAUGGACAUCUCUCUAGACUUGGAUGCUGGAUAUAACAAUUCUCUUGGUGUUGCAAACCCAAAGGUACAUGUGCGGAAUGGAGAGCGAAGCUCAGGUGGCACUAAUACCAAGGUAUCAACACUCAUGAGAUGUUUGGAGCGGUUUACAAGGGCUGAGCGGUUGGAUGCUGAACAGAAGUUCUUCUGUGAACGUUGCAAGGAGAGGCAAGAGUCCCUGAAGCAAAUGUCCAUUCGGAGGCUUCCAUUGGUUUCAUGCUUUCAUAUUAAGAGGUUUGAGCAUUCAUCAGUUAAGAAAAUGUCAAGGAAGGUUGAUCACUGUUUACAGUUUCCUUUUUCUCUUGACAUGGCGCCAUAUCUAUCGUCCUCUAUACUCAGAAGCAGAUUUGGGAACCGUAUAUUUCCAUCAGAAGCUAGUGAUGCAGAUUCAGUUUCUGAAUUUUCAUCAGAAUUUGAAAUAUUUGCGGUGAUCAUGCAUAGUGGUAAGCUAGAAGCUGGCCAUUAUGUGACAUAUCUCAGGUUAAACAAUCACUGGUACAAAUGUGAUGAUGCCUGGGUAACCAGAGUUGAAGAGCAUACUGUCAGAACCUCUCAGGCAUACAUGCUCUUCUAUGUGCAGAAGACACUUUACUACAAAGCUUGUGAAAGAGCAACUGCUGUCUGAUUUGGAACAAAUAUGGCUGACAUUAUUCUGAUCAGCCACAAAAUAUAGUCAUCAGAGAGCGCACCAUGUAAUUCCAUCCAGAGAAAAAGUGCCUGUCAUUUGGACAGCCACGAAGUCGGAUGAGAUUCAACUUUUUUGCAUGCAAUAACCUUUGGAUUCGGUUGACCGAGGGUUUUUGGCAAUUUUCUCAAUAGCCACCACCCAAAGGAAGAAGGUCAAUUUUAUUUGCUCAAUUUAUCUUAUUACCUGAUUUAUGUGAUCAAUUAAGCUGGAAGCAUUACACUGUUUUACACAAUUGGUUGCGAGGGUGUUCUAACCCCGAUAAUGCUGGUGUUUAAGAUUAUAUUGAGCAAGGAAAUAAGUGGAAUGUGUAGAAGUGAGAGAAAAGGGAACCGAAUUUUUUGAUGUGUUCCUUUCAGUAGUUGAAUGCCAUCUCUACUAGCUGAUAGCCUGAUACCAGCUCCUGUCGAAUUUGUUUUGUUCUGCAUGUAUUCCAUGUCUCCAAGGAUGAGCUAAAGAUAUAGAGAAAACAGUUUUUGGCGAUCUUUGCUUUUCAGUUUUGCCCUUGUUA